Messenger RNA from Protobothrops mucrosquamatus (brown spotted pit viper), 558 nucleotides. RefSeq names its product acid-sensing ion channel 1-like. Lineage: Eukaryota; Metazoa; Chordata; Lepidosauria; Squamata; Viperidae. The record is from RefSeq and is a predicted model, not a curated record. The annotation marks the transcript as partial. Gene Ontology annotation, cellular component: membrane. Gene Ontology annotation, biological process: sodium ion transmembrane transport. The transcript has 2 exons.
AUGGACCUGAAGGUGGACGAGGAGGAGGUGGAAAACGGGCAGCCGGUCAGCAUCGAGGCGUUUGCCAGCAGUUCCACGCUGCACGGCCUGUCCCACAUCUUCUCCUACGAGCGCCUCUCAGUCAAGCGCAUCUUCUGGACCUUGUGUUUCCUGGGCUCCUUGGCCGUGCUGGUCUUCGUCUGCAAUGAGAGGAUCCAGUACUACUUUCGCUACCCUCACGUCACCAAGCUGGACGAGGUGGCUGCCACCCACAUGACCUUCCCAGCCAUCACCUUCUGCAACCUCAACGAGUUUCGCUUCAGCCGAGUGACCAAGAAUGAUUUGUACCACGCUGGGGAGCUCCUCGCCCUGCUCAAUAGCAGGUACGAGAUUCCGGACACCCAAAUGGCUGAUGAGAAACAGCUGGAGAUCCUGCAGGAGAAGGCAAAUUUCCGCAACUUCAAGCCCAAACCUUUUAACAUGCGGGAGUUCUCGGACCGAGCUGGCCAUGAUAUCCAGGAAAUGCUGCUCUCCUGCUUGUUCCGUGGGGAGCCAUGUGGUCCCUCUGACUUUAAAGUG